UACAAUUUUUUUUAAAACGGGCAGUAUAAGCCAACACUGUUAUACAUUUUACUUUGUUAGACUUCAGUAUAAAUUAAUAAUUUUUAGAUAGGUUAAAGAAUGAUCAAUAAUCGUUUUAAUUCGUUUAACUUAAUGAAAUAUUUAUUCGUCAUACUUACAUCAGCACAAAUAUGUUUCAAUACAAAUGCUAAUCCAGAAAUUCAACCACCUGAUUAUGACACCAUAUUUGACUAUUCAUUUUUACGAGUUGUCAGUACUAUUAAUAAUGAUAUCAAAUCAUUGUUCUAUGGGAAAAAUAAAAAAUUUAUUAAUCAUUCGCAAAUAAAUCGAGAUGACAUAAAAAUGUUAUCAAUAUCUUGUAAAGACGAUUAUGAGUGUAGACAAAAAAAAAAAUCAAGCUUAAACAAAUUAAAAAAAGAAUUAGAGUCUUUAGAGUGUUUUCAUACAUUUUUAUGUCUUCAAAUUUUAGAAGUGUUCAAAAAUGAUAUUUGGGUUAAAAAUGAAAAUCCAAAACACAUUUUUAAAAUAAAUUAUCAAAAUGUAAGUUAUUACAUAUCUAGAAUGAUUUCAUUUUUUAUUUAUGGCAAAUUUGUUGUUAAUCCUUGUCAAUAUGAUUUGGCAAUGUGUAUUAUUGAUGUAACGAGACUUCAACAACAAAAAAAAGAUACAUUGGAUGUCAGUCUAACACAUUUAAGUAAUUCUGCGUUACUAUCUUCAAUGAAUGAAUUUUGCGAUAAUUGUAAAAAAAAUAAUGAAUUUUUAAAAUCGAUUAUUUCAUUCAAAUGUAAUACUCUGGAAGGAAAAAGUAUACAAUUUUUUAUUCAAGAAAAUGUCAAAAAUUAUGUGAAGAAUAUAUUUUUAAUAACAAAUAUCCCUUGCGUAAUAGAAAUGACAAAUAUUUCUCAUGAUUUUAUUUACAAAGCAGUUAGCAAAAAGGAAGUAGCUAUGGAUAAAGAAUAUGAAAAUAAGAAAAAAGAUUUUCUACAAAGUUUAAAAUUAAUUAAAUCUGACAUUGAAACACUAAGGAUAAAUUCAAUAUAUUACGGUAAUAGUGAAUCGUUUCUAAAAGAACGCAAGAAACAUCUAUCAGCAUGUCAUUUUUAUCGUGUGUGUAAAUUUCUACAAACAUCAAGCAAAGAAGCAAUCUUGAGAGUAGUAAUGCGCAUUCCGAUUGAAAAAUCUGAGGUCUCUGAAACUGAAAAUACUAUUUCUACGCAUUAUAGAAAUACGUUUAAAUAUGGCAAAGUUAAUGAGAAGAAGGCAAAAACACUUUUCGAAAAGAGAAUGGACAUUCAGAUUAUACAAUGUGGUAUAUUUAUUGAUGAAAACUUAAAUUUUUUAGCAGCUCAACCGGAUGGUUUAGUUGAAAAAGAUGGUAUUGUUGAAAUAAAAUGUCCUUUUAACGCUAAAGAAAUGACCCCCGAAAAUGCUAUUAAACAUAAAGUGAUAAAAUAUGUGUAUUACGACAAAAAUGGAGAUCUUUUACUAAAACGUACUAGUGAAAUUUUUUAUCAAAUACAAGGAGAACUGCAUAUUACACAGAGACAGUAUUGUUAUUUAAUUAUUUGGACACCAAAAGGUAUAGUCUAUAGUACAAUUCUUCGAGAUGACAAUUUUUGGAACCAUAAUAUGAAAAAUAAACUAAUUGACUUUUACGAAAACAUUAUGUUACCCGAAAUAAUAAAUCCUCAAAUCUUUAAAAAUCUGAACAUUUCGGACAUUUAAAAUUAAAUUUAAAAUAUAAUAAAUCAUUAUACAUUCAUAUUUAAAUAAUAUUAACAAAUCAACAAAUAAUUGUAAAAAUUUAUUUAACUUUAAUAUAUAAACAACUAAAGUAGUUAAUUGAUUUAAAUUGAAUAAAAGGGCAUUUAAGUUCAUCAUUUUAAUUUUCAAAAAAUGCAGUUUAAAUGAUGUUAUAAUAUAACAUCUAGUUGUUUUAUAUGAACAUGUAGAGAUUCGUGUUGAUGGGAACCAGGCAAUGUUGAAGAAAAAAACCAACUCAAAAAGUAAAAAUACAAAACUUGUUAUUGAUUAAUCAAAAUUUUAUUUAAGUCAUUCUUUAUCUAAUAGUAAAAAAUAAUUAUACACGUGUGUUCAUGAUAAAUAAAUCACUCUGUAUUUAAUGAGUUUUAUAUUUUAAGGGU
Daktulosphaira vitifoliae (grape phylloxera) is the source of this 2144-nucleotide messenger RNA. RefSeq lists its product as uncharacterized. Lineage: Eukaryota; Metazoa; Arthropoda; Insecta; Hemiptera; Phylloxeridae. Bases 100 to 1725 code for a protein of 541 amino acids. The transcript has 8 exons. The record is from RefSeq and is a predicted model, not a curated record.